Aureobasidium namibiae CBS 147.97 is the source of this 1494-nucleotide messenger RNA. RefSeq lists its product as uncharacterized. Lineage: Eukaryota; Fungi; Ascomycota; Dothideomycetes; Dothideales; Saccotheciaceae. Gene Ontology annotation, molecular function: 1-alkyl-2-acetylglycerophosphocholine esterase activity. The record is from RefSeq and is a predicted model, not a curated record. The transcript has a single exon. The coding region runs from base 1 to 1494 and encodes 497 amino acids.
AUGGUGGCUUUCCUCUCUCGCCUGAACCCGACCCCGGCCUUCCCGGAGUAUCCUGGCCCACAUACUGUCGGCACCGUCGACGUCGAGAUUCCCACCGCCGACUUGCCCUCCACCGCUGCAGCCCCUGCCGAUGCCGCUCCUACCGUCUCCUUCCGUAUCUUUUAUCCUUGCCAGAACCAGAAAGAAAACCCAAGACCCGUAAGAUGGAUCCCUUCGCCACAACGACCCAAUCUCUCUGCUUUCGCCCGACUCCUUGGUGCUGGCUCUCGUGCCUCCGACUUCUUCUCCUACUUUCCAACCAUCCUCUAUUAUAUCUCCAUACCCGCUCAGCGCAAUGCGCCACUCCUCGCUCCUCCAACCACCAACAAGAGAUGGCCUGUCAUGAUCUUCUCUCACGGCCUUGCUGGCAACCGCAACCUAUACUCGCACAUCUGUGGAUCUAUGGCUUCAUACGGCCUUGUUGUUAUUGCCAUGGACCACAGAGAUGGCAGCUCGCCCGUUCAACACAUCCGUGCAACCUCGGACACUCCCGCGAAAAUCGUCGAUGAAAUCAAAAUCUCCCACUCGCCAUCUCCCGAAGUCUACGCUGCAAGAGACAAGCAGCUGCGUAUCAGAUGCUACGAAACUUCUUUGAUUCACGCUGCACUACUCAAGAUCGAUCAGGGCGACAAGGUGAACAAUUUGGAUGAUAACUUUGCGCACACCAAGAAAGAGCGAGUUGAAGUCUUGUCGAGAUUUGCUGGUCAACUCGAUGUGCAUAUACCUGGAAAGAUCACUUUCGCAGGUCACAGUAUGGGUGCCUGUACAACGGUCCAGUUCGUCAAGUCCGUUUUCUAUGCCAAAGACCGACCUCAGAACGCUCAUUCACCUCUCAUUACUCCGACCGACCCCCUCUUGACUCGCCAAGUCACCUCUGCUUCUCCAGUACUACUACUCGAUCUUUGGACUCUGCCACUUCGCAGCCCAGCCCAAUCCUGGCUUCUGGAGCGCCCUCUGCCAUCAUACGCAGACUCUUCAGUCGGUGGUAAGAACAUCCUCAGUGUUAUGUCGCAAGCCUUCUUCAAGUGGACCGGCAACUUCAACGACGUGCGUCGCACCAUUGCACCGCCGAAAAACUUUUCUGGACCGAAGCCACACUUGUUCUACCCUGCCACUAGCCAGCACUUUUCGCAGUCUGACUUUGGUGUACUUUUCCCGUUCCUUACCAGCAAACUGCUGAAGACCGAAGAUCCAGAAAGAUUGCUGUUGUUGAACACUCGCGCUAUGCUGCAAGUUCUGAGGGAUAUGGACAUUGAGGUAGCGGAUGUCGGCGAGAAGAAUCUUGAAGGUGAGAAAGAGGAGACAAUCCUGAAGCCGAGCAAGUCUGGACAGGAGACUGUCAAGGGCUGGGUCAGAGUCGCUGUUUCGGAUGCUGAUAACAACGACGCUGGCAUCUCGAUUGAGCAGGACAAGAAACAGAAACCUGCCGACGAUAGUGAAGGUAUGGAAAUGUAG